GACGACCAGAGCAACGCGAACGUGACGCGAAGAAGUGGGACAGCCUUAAGUGCCUUGAGGAGCGGCAGGCGCAGGGGAUCGUUGGCAGCCUGACCAGUCAGGCGCCGCCAAAGUGCGGCUCCACUCUGUGGCUUUCAGGUUUACAGAAUUUCUGGAGCUCAUCAACGACGACGACAAGCGUUCAUGGGCAUCCAAUUCCAUCACAACCCAGCACAAUGAAGCCUGCGCACUCGUCGACACUGGUCGGCGCCCUUCGAGGCUUGUCGCUGGGCAAUGCGACGGCCCUUCAGACUGCCCGAGCGACACCGACACGAGCACUCGACGCCGCACGACGCCUCCAGAAUGCUCGAGCCUUCUCGACAACCACCACAGCCAUGGGCAACUGGCUCGAGCCCAAACUCAACCGCAAGGACAAGAUGGCCAAGGGCCGACCUCGUGUGGCCACCGGCGGCUCGGCCAAGGGCACGACGGUGAUGUGGGGAGACUACGGGCUGCGCAUGAUCGACCACCACCGACGCAUCAGCGCAAAGUCGCUACAGACGGCGGAGAGCACCAUCAAGGCACGCCUGCGUGGUGAGAAGUACAGGCUGUACAAGCGGAAGAACUGCAACAUUGGCGUGUUUGUCAGCGGAAACGAUAUGCGUAUGGGUAAGGGUAAGGGUUCUUUCGACCACUGGGCUGCGCGAAUCGCCGUCAGCCAGAUCGUGUUUGAGAUUCGAGGCAAGAUUCACGAGGCCAUCGUGCGAGACGCCUUCCGUCUGGCCGGCAACAAGCUGCCGGGGCAGUGGGCGUUUGCGAAGAAGGGGGAUGCGCCCAUUGUCGGCAUCACACCGCUGGACAAUGGUCUCACAUUGGAGGAGUUGAAGGCUCCGAGGAGACACAUCGCCCCCCAGGAGAUGCUGGAGGCGUCGUCGCCGACUUCGAUUACGCAGCCUGGGAGCAAGACGGAGUCGCAACCAAAGCCAUGAGAGCUUGUAUGAUGUAGCAGUGUAUAUUACGGGCGUUGCCUGUGUAUAAAAUCAUGAGACCCAGAUUUUGGUCCACCUUGAACGUUCGAGU
Messenger RNA from Emericellopsis atlantica, 1059 nucleotides. Its product is annotated as ribosomal protein L10e/L16. Gene Ontology annotation, cellular component: mitochondrial large ribosomal subunit; ribosome. Lineage: Eukaryota; Fungi; Ascomycota; Sordariomycetes; Hypocreales; Bionectriaceae. Gene Ontology annotation, molecular function: structural constituent of ribosome; rRNA binding. The record is from RefSeq and is a predicted model, not a curated record. Bases 216 to 968 code for a protein of 250 amino acids. The transcript is spliced from 2 exons. Gene Ontology annotation, biological process: mitochondrial translation.